Messenger RNA from Patiria miniata (bat star), 3424 nucleotides. RefSeq names its product insulin-like peptide. Gene Ontology annotation, cellular component: extracellular region. NCBI's taxonomy places the organism in Eukaryota, Metazoa, Echinodermata, Asteroidea, Valvatida, Asterinidae. Gene Ontology annotation, molecular function: hormone activity. The record is from RefSeq and is a predicted model, not a curated record. The coding region runs from base 68 to 1195 and encodes 375 amino acids. The transcript is spliced from 4 exons.
AGUCGGUCACCGAGGAGAAGCUACGGAGUGGAGCGGGGACUGGAUUCACCUAAACUGAGCUUGUGUCAUGUGGAUAAGUAACCUAUCAACGAUGAGGGCGCUACUCCUCAUCGACGUCAUUUUCGUCGUCCUGGCCGGGCCAAUCAGCGCCUGGCAGAAGAUCUGCGGGGAGCAGCUAGUGGAGACUGUGUCUGUGGUCUGCAGCACGAGGGGGUUCUACAGUCAUCGGGUGGAGAAACGAGAAGCCGAGCUGUUUCAGGACGAACGCACCGCAAAGAGCUUCCUGAGCUCCCACAUCGGCUCCAGACAGCGGAGACGGACCGGCCGCAUCGCCACGGAGUGCUGCGAGAAAGUCUGCAGCUUCGACAUCGUGGAGAGCUACUGCAACCCCUGGCCGGUGGUGGAGGACCGGGACGACCCGAUGCUGCUGGCCCCGGUCGCCCCGGGGAGGGUCCGGCAGGACAAGUCGGCCGACGCAGACGAGCUGCUGCUGAUGCAAGAGGCGGCCGCCGGCGAGCAGUUCGCCGAGGAGAACUCGCUGCUCCGGCAGGAGGAAGAACUCAUCGACGCCCUGGAGACGCUGGAAAACAAGAACGCUGAGGGGGAAAACGUGGUGCUACAACAACCCGAGGAGUUCGAGGAAGUCGAGGAGAUGACGGAGCCGGAGACAGAAAGGGAGGAAUUGGAGGAAGAGUUUCCCUUUCCGGAGGUGAUCCCGACCAAGAAGAGGAGGCGGGUUGAGGGUCGGAGAUCCAGGGAGAACAGCAGGGACAGGAGUGGGAAGUCCGAGGGUAGGAGCAGGAAGAAGAGUGGCAGCAGGGAAGGGGAUCGAUCGUCCCGCCGGCGAGGGAAGAGCUCCAGGAGGAAGAAGGGGAGAGAUGGACGCGAGAGGAGCAAGCGAUGGGAGGGCUUGGUGACAUCUCACCCACCAACAAAAGAAAUAGUUGACGCCCUGAGAAGUGCCUUGCGUGCGGCCGGCAGGACGCCCUCCCUCUUCGCCCCAGCAAAUAACUUCCUCCUCGACGAGCAACGCAGCCCACAGGCCACGCCGACGGGACUUCAGCACCGGUCGGCGCUAGACUUGUCAUCAGGCAAAGCUGGCCGCAGUUACCGGGUGACCCAGAAGGACAACCAGUCGACGCUAGAGGCGCUAUACAACCUAGCCGUGCGACUGUCCAGGCCAAGAAGAGGUUGACAGAAAUGUUUUUAAAAAAGGUUGACAUUUUAGAACUGGAUUUAAAUCACAGCGCCCUCUUUUGUUGAAUGGGCGAUGGGGCUCCGACCACGUUGUUCCUUCUUUGUUUCCAGAUGUGAUCUAUGUUGAUGUCGAAUUGAUUCAGCUGAUUAAUGCUAAUUAUAAACUUGUCCUGUUUGCAAGCUAACUUCACAAUUUUCAGUGUCAUACAUAUUCAUUUUGGGGUCAUUAGGUCAGAUGUCAUCAGAUUUUACAUUUAUAGUUAAUACAUGGUAUCCCUCAGUCACUAGGCGGUCACAAAGGAGAAUCUCUUGCGGUUUAGUUGAGCGCCAAAAAAAACCCCAAACAAACAAACACACUAAAAUUACGACAUAAAAUGCUGCAAACCAAAUGGUGACCUUUGCCCUUUUUGUUGACAUGCGCACUGAUGUACAUUUUACAUUUUUCAAGCUGAGCACGAAUUUCCAAAGUCCGUCCAAGCUUCUCUAUAGAUGCGGUUAUUGUGCCUGUUCUCUGGAGGGUUAUAAGCGAGAAGUAUAAUGCUGAGAUAUACAGACGUGCAUGCAUCCUAUACAAUAUUUGUUUUGGUUUUUACUCUGCAAAGUUAAACAGAAACUUAAAUGCAGAUUUUAUCUUCUGUGAAUUGAUAUUUCACUAACAGGUAUUCGAAGUGCCUAUCCGAAAUACGAUGGCGCCAUUAUGUUAGAAAAAAAGUGAAUCAAUAUCAGGAAAAUGUGUCAUUUCCUUCGUGGCCAUUUUCGCAUGACGGAAUUAACCACUGGUGGCGCUCUUUGUGAUGACACUUGUCGACCGUGUGCUGCAAUAAUGGAAAACACCAAAACGGUGGAUAGUGAUGCUGAUGCCCCUAUUUAAAAGCAUUUAACUUAGCUGCAUGUUGCUUUGUAAGACAAUCUUUAUGUUUAUAACUAUUAUGAGCAUUGCGAAACAUUUUUUCUGUGCAAUACUAUGUGGUACUCUUAAAACACUGUGUUUAUAACCAUUUAUUUUAUUAUUGAAUGGAUUAGUUCGUUUAUGAAUUAAGUACAGAAUUUACGGCUUCACGUAGUGCAUAGCAGAAAAUAAAUUGAACUUAAUGUUGGUAGAAAUAGUAAGAGAAUACAUGUAAAAAUAAGCAUAGAUUAAUAUAUCGUAAAUAAUUAUAUAUUUUUAUGAUUAUGAUUAUUGUAAAAGUGAUGUUUGUUGUGUCGUCGUACUUCAGUUGUGAUUUUGAUGUUCGAAUUGUGAAUCCGAAAAUAAAUAUGACUGAAACUAGCUGCAUGAUCAAUAUAUAACGGUUUUUAAAACAAGAAAGUGUAUAUUUUCGAGAGAAACUGAAUCUUGUAGCCCUGCCAACCGUGGCAGGAGGUUCAAUGUUAAAGCUAAUUAGCAAAAGAUGUGACGUCGUAUCACUGAAAUUUUUGACGAACGCCAAUUACUCAAUUUGUUUUGCAAAAUUACAUUAUCUGCUUGGUAUCCUGCCCUUUAGGAUGCGGCGCGCGCACACACAGUGUGGACAUUUGACCAGCCGUUGCACUCUCUGUACUGUAUGGAAGAUUGAAAUCCUGACGGUCGAGUACCCAUCGUCCGCCCACUUACUUCCGUGUAGACAAAGGAGAGGUUGUCAGACUAAACCCCUUGCUUCUGACGUCACAACAGUGAUUAAACCUGCCCUAUGUUUAUGUGAAGGGGGCUCACCAAGUGCUUCAAUUAACAUUUUGCGCAUGCGCAAUCCCUACUUGCGCGUGUUUUCAAUACGCAACGUUCCUAAACCAUGGCCUAAAUUCCGAAGAUCUUGGAAAAAUCCCAAAUGUGGCCACGCUGAUCAUUAGCUUAAUUGACUUGAAAGGGGAGUUUAGGGUUUGGAUGGCAAUUAUAACACUUAAUCAAAGUUGAAUGUUUUCUCAUCUUCUGGGACUGAAAAUCUUUUCAGGAACAGAAAUCUAACAGCAGUUGACAUCAAUGUGGCAUGCAACGUGAUCAAAACGUAAGGUUCAACCAAGUCCCAGACGUGGUUGUCCAAACAACAUAAACCCACUACUAUCUCAAAGAGAGAUAUAUCAAUAUAGGCAAUUAUUUGGCAAAAUGGAAAUACUCCAUUUCAGCCAAGGCUAAAUUUUAGUGUGUAAAUUGUUACUUGUUUACUCUUAAUAAAAUUGACCUAUGUACUUUUUGUCGUAUAAUGUUGUUUGAAUUAUAACUGCAUAAUAAAUAUUUCUGCAAAUAUUCCAA